GCAUGUGAUCAGCCAUGCAUGUCCUCACAAUGCAGCUGCCGGCCUUUUAUGUCGACCGCAAAUGGGGCUCUUCUCCGCCAGGCACAACCCCUCUCGUCAACUCUCCUCCGUCCCUCGGCUCGUCCUUUUCUUUGCUUUCUGCUGCCUUCCUCUCCUUCUCCUCAUCGAGGUUGAUAACUUUGUAUCGCAAACGAAAACUAUAGCCGGUCACAACUUGGAACCAACUCCAUGGCACAUUUUCCCUCCGAAGCCAUCCGAGGAAGAAUCCAAGUACACGAGAGCUUCGACUAUCAUUCGGUGUACCUACCUCACUUGUGGGCAGACCUCAGCCAGCAACAGCUCUUAUCCCGACCACAGCCGUCAAUCUGAGGACGAUCAGCCCAUGGAUUGCCCGGAGCCUUUCGGCUACAUACAAAGGGACCUGGAGCCGUGGGUGGAGUCUAAGAUUUCCAUGUUCCAUAUAAUAGAGGCGCAGAAAUAUGCAGCUUUCCGGGUGGUGAUAAUUGGUGGCAAAUUAUAUGUGGACUUUUACUAUGCAUGUGUGCAAAGCCGGGCAAUGUUCACAGUGUGGGGAAUUUUGCAGCUCCUGAGGAGGUAUCCUGGCAAGAUCCCGGACCUGGAUUUGAUGUUCGAUUGCAUGGACAAGCCCACUAUAAACCGAACGGAGCAUGCUUCCAUGCCUUUGCCUCUCUUUCGGUAUUGUACGACGCCGGAGCACAUGGACAUUCCGUUUCCUGAUUGGUCGUUCUGGGGUUGGUCAGAAAUUAAUAUAAGGCCAUGGGACGAAGAAUUCCGGAGCAUAAAAAAGGGUUCAAAACGUCGAAAUUGGUCGAGGAAGUACCCUUUCGCCUACUGGAAAGGCAAUCCAGAUGUUGUUUCUCCUAUUCGUUUGGAAUUGCUUCAGUGUAAUGACACUCAGCUCUGGGGGGCACAAAUAUUGCGUCAGGACUGGGAAGAAGAAACAAAGCUUGGUUUUAAGACGUCAAAACUGGCGAAGCAGUGCGAUCAUCGGUACAAGAUAUAUGCAGAAGGAUACGCAUGGUCAGUGAGCUUGAAAUACAUAUUGUCAUGUGGGUGUUGCCCUCUGAUAAUAUCUCCACAGUACCAAGAUUUCUUCAGCCGAGGUCUGGUUCCUCACAAGAACUACUUGCCCAUUCCUUCCACUGAGAUGUGCCCAGCUAUCAAAUUUGCUGUUGAUUGGGGCAACUCACAUCCAUCUGAGGCUGAGGCAAUAGGAAGAGCAGCACAGGAGUACAUGGGAAGUCUGAGUAUGGAUCGUGUGUACGAUUACAUGUAUCAUCUUCUCACAGGGUACUCGAAACUGCAAGCUUUCGUGCCGGUUCGACCGUCGACUGCUAUGGAAAUAUGCGAAGAGUCUGUGCUUUGUUUUGCCAAUGAAAAGCAAAGGAAGUUGCUGAGAAAGUCGGUGGCGUCCGCGUCAUCAGCUCCGCCGUGCUCGCUUCCACUUCUAGAUAGCCUUUAGGAUUGGUGAUUCGUGAAAAUUUUGAGUUCAAAUGUUAGUGUUUUUCUUCUCUUUUUUUUUUCCAUAUUUUAGGUCACUUUGUACUCUUGGAUACGAGAUUAAACUGCUGUGUGAACUACUUGUUGAGGUUUC
Molecule: messenger RNA, 1615 nt
Organism: Sesamum indicum (sesame)
Lineage: Eukaryota; Viridiplantae; Streptophyta; Magnoliopsida; Lamiales; Pedaliaceae
Product: O-glucosyltransferase rumi-like protein (DUF821)
Source: RefSeq, a predicted model, not a curated record